AUGGACAGUGAGAAUCCCCCUAUGGAGGAGCAGGUGCGGAGUAUUGGCUCCAAAUUCGAAUUCGAGAUAGGGGCAGAGAUGGUGCUGCGUCCGGCUUAUUUAAACACAUUGGACAAAUCAACAGUAGAAUCAGUAUCUUCCAGAUUGGAGGUUCAUGACAAUGAGGAGAUCGACAGAGGCAAAUCAGAAGAACAAUUAACCCUGGAGAAGGAGGAGAUGGUGGCUGAGGAAGAGGAUUUUACGUGUUACAGAAGUGACUGGGAAUCUUCAUGGGGAUCAGACGGUUGCGGUUUCUUCGAAGACAUGACGCAAGUGAGUUCCAUGCACUUCACACACUUGACACCUAAACGCAAUCGCUUGGAGAAUGGUAUCAUGGAUACCACCUUGCAGAUUUUCUCCAUCAAACUCACAGAAAUUAAAGGUGGCUUCAGAUGGCCAUUGUCUGUAUAUGGUGUGGUUGCUGCCCGGGAUGCUGUUGAUCACAAUCGCAACCUUCUCUUCUGCCUCAGUAGGAGGAUGAGUCAAAAAAUCAAGCAAGGCGAUCCUUUUUUGCGCUUGAUUGGUCCGUCUCGUGCAAUUGUGUUCAAAGAUCCUGUUGACUUUGAAAUUCAACUGAAAGUUCAAUUUGGAGCACUGUCGCAAGAUAGAGCAUUGAUCAGUGGGACGUACCAUUAUGCCGGACGUGGCCUUGGUGCAAAAAUAAUUUGCUUUGAGAACUGCUUCUGCAAAAUCGAGUUAUGCUUAGAGCGAGUUGUAGAGACGGUCCAGGCCACUGUCUGCAGUGUACGUAUUCUCAAACAGGGGUCUCAAGUUUUUAAAUAUGGAUGUCGACUGGCUUGCUCAAUGACAUCAUGUUCAUGUAAGCUCAUUGAUGGUAAAGUCACUUAUACUACUAAUGCCCCAUCUGGUGAAGUUGUGCUGCUUAAUUCUCAUUCUCCACCAAUGUCUGAGGGUUCAGAUGGUUAUAUUGAUCUGGACCGGCGUGUUGUUUCUGUACAACUUGAUGGAAGCCUGGAAGUUGUCAUACAAGCCUACUCAGCAUCCGGUGAUAUCGCUGCACAAGGUCAUGUCUCCUUCGCACCCAAAUCGUGCAGCGUAAGUCAGGAUAAUCUUUUUGUUGGCGAUGCUCAGGUGGAGAUUACGGUUGCUUGGUCACUUCUUGUCGAGAACAAGCGUGAUAUUGCUGGACAAGGGUGGGUGUUUGAAACUUCCCAUCUUGAACACUGAUGUGGUUCUUUGGCGAUGAGGGCUGGACAAAGGCCAACCAAACAUUUGAUGUGUCCAUUUGGCUUGUUUAAUUAUCUCUUGUUUUCUUAGUUAUCAAUGUAAGAUGUUCAACUAUUCGUGCAGUUGUCUGAUUUUGUUCUGGUAUCGACUGUAACUUUGAAGUUAUGUUGUGUGAUUUGUGUAUCAGCUAUAUCUUAUACUAUCUGUCUAAUUUCUGUUAUCGACUCUUAACUUUGAAGUUACUUUAUAUUGAAUAAUUUGUAGCCUA
Lolium rigidum is the source of this 1495-nucleotide messenger RNA. RefSeq lists its product as uncharacterized. The record is from RefSeq and is a predicted model, not a curated record. The coding region runs from base 1 to 1227 and encodes 408 amino acids. NCBI's taxonomy places the organism in Eukaryota, Viridiplantae, Streptophyta, Magnoliopsida, Poales, Poaceae. The transcript is spliced from 3 exons.